Messenger RNA from Hyaloscypha bicolor E, 1284 nucleotides. Its product is annotated as FAD/NAD(P)-binding domain-containing protein. Bases 1 to 1284 code for a protein of 427 amino acids. The record is from RefSeq and is a predicted model, not a curated record. The transcript has a single exon. Lineage: Eukaryota; Fungi; Ascomycota; Leotiomycetes; Helotiales; Hyaloscyphaceae. Gene Ontology annotation, molecular function: FAD binding.
AUGUCUUCACCUCAACUCAAGGUUCUUGUUGUCGGCGCAUCUAUCGCAGGCCCAACGGCAGCGUACUGGCUAGCCAAAGCGGGAGCACAUGUCACCGUCAUUGAGCGGUUCCCUGCGCUGCGAGCUGGUGGACAAGCCGUCGACAUCCGCACUGCUGGCGUGACGGUCAUGCGCAAGAUGCCGGGCAUGGAGGCUGCAGUUCGAUCUAAGUUCACACAGCUGGAAGGUAUCAGCUUCGUCCGCGAAAAUGUCAACAGUCGACCAUAUGGAACCAUCAGAGCCACUGGAAAUCCUGAUCAACAGUCUCUUGUUUCGGAAUACGAGAUCUUCCGCGGCGACCUGGCACACAUUCUGUUCGAUAUGACCAGGGACAAUGAAAAUAUCAAGUAUGUUUUUGGCGAACAGGUCACCUCAAUCUUGACUCCAGAAAACGACAAGAAGGACAGCGACGGACCUGUGACUGUAGAGUUCGCAAACGGUUUCCCAACUUCAGAAUACGACCUUGUUGUUGCCUGUGACGGCGCCACCUCGAGGACUCGAGCUCUCGGUCUUGGCUGCGGUGUCAGAGACCAUAUCAUACCAAUCAACUGCUGGGCAUCCUUCUUUUCUAUCCAACAGGAUCUUGUCGAAGGAAGUAAAGUGGGGCAGGGAUACAGCGCUCCCGGAGGCCGUUUCGUCGCUCUCGGGCUUGAUCCAUCUGGAGCGACUCGAGCCACUCUCAUGGCUAUCUAUCCUCGCGACGGUAUGUUGCCGUUCCGUGAAGCCAUGAAACAAGGAGACGAUGCACUCAAACAGUUUGUGGCCGAGCACUACAAAAGCGCAGGGUGGAAGACCGACGAGGCAAUCAAGGGCCUUUUGGGGGAGUCAAGAGACUUCUACGCGAACGAAAUUGUCCAGGUCAAACCCCCAUGCAUAUACAAAGGACGUUUUGCCAUGGUUGGUGAUGCGGGAUACGCACCGGGUCCUACUGGUGGUGGGACAACUCUCGCCAUUACCGGUGCCUACGUGUUGGCGGGGGAGAUCAACAAGCAUAGGGGAAAUCUUGCAGCAGGACUCAGGGGAUACGAGGAGACAAUGAGGCCCUUAAUCAACGAGAUGCAGAAGAUUCCACCGCUCGUUCUUCUUGCCAUGGCGCCACAGACGGUGUGGGGAAUAUGGGUGCGAAACCAUGUAUUUGCUUUCAUCGCUUGGACCAGAAUUUUGGAAUUCGCUCAGAAAUACUUUGCCGGCGCCUUUGCCAGCACCGAGAAGUAUCCGCUUCCGGAUUAUGAAUGGAUGGCUUAA